Messenger RNA from Megalobrama amblycephala (Wuchang bream), 5531 nucleotides. It is a transcript of the gene cdc42ep4a, whose product is annotated as CDC42 effector protein (Rho GTPase binding) 4a. The coding region runs from base 2147 to 3157 and encodes 336 amino acids. NCBI's taxonomy places the organism in Eukaryota, Metazoa, Chordata, Actinopteri, Cypriniformes, Xenocyprididae. The record is from RefSeq and is a predicted model, not a curated record. The transcript is spliced from 2 exons.
AUUAAAGGAAGGUGUCUUUUUCAGUCUUUCUUUCAGAUGAUUUUAGGACUCUGGUAUUGAGCAGAACGCAUGUGAUAAAUUAUUUAUGGUUGAGACGUAUAAUAAGAGAACACUGCUCCAGGGGCUUCUUCUCAGACAGGCAAAGAAAAACUUCCACAGAUCAACAGCAGAUCAUUCACUGUCUGAGUGCUAGGAUGCACUCAGCACUUUUGUUUGAUUCACAGAGAGACUCUUGUUCACAGAGAGUGGGCUUACUGUUCGUCUACUGUGAGGACCAAAGAUGACUUGAAGUGCAUGUGACACGCCAGUGUGCUUCAGCCUUAAACAGCAUGUUUCAGUCUUAGUGUCUUAGUGUUGUCAUUAAAUGAGACUGAUUUAAUUAAUGAGACAUGUUUAAAGGUGAAGUGUGUAAUUUCUGUACCACUAAAGGUGGUCCGAUGCCCAAAGGGGGUCAAAGUUUUGCUUUAUGUUAUGUUAUGUGUUAUAUGUGUUAUGUUAUGUUGUGUUAUGUUAUGUUGUUAUGGGACAAGCAUUAUAAUAUAAUACCUGAAACCCUACAUAAGACAAGCAUAUGUCAUGUUAUCUGCACAAACAGAUAAUACAAAAAAUUAUUUGAUCACUAACAUAACUUGUUUGAAAACAAUUAUUUUUGCACUUUUGAUGUGCUGCUAGUGGGGCAGAAAUACACACUUCACUCAAAUUAUGUAAAUGGACAAUUUUUGAGAUUCAAUAUUUAAACAGUCUCUGGAUUAUGAUUUGUGGCUCCCUCAGAGAUGCUCUUUGAAACUGGAGGCACCCGGAGUGCAUUAUAUGUGUGUGUGUGUCUGAUGCAUGUAUGUUUUUCUAUGAGAUUUGCUAAACCUCCUAAACUCACACAGGGAUCAGAGGUUAGUAUGUAUAGGGUCACAGCGAUGUAGAAAAGGAGGAGCGGAUAGUGGGAGCGAGGGAGGUGUGUUUAGUCUGUACAGAGGAAGUCCAACUGCUCCCUACGAACUGUGUCGCUAUCAUAGACGUUGUGAAAGGGUAUUUGGAAAGUCACUCACCCCUUCAGGGGCCUGUUGUUUCCCACGCUGCCUUCCCAUGCUCCCCAGUCUUACUUCAUAUUUGCACGUCUAUAAAUAAAACUCCUUCUGACAAGAAGCGCUUGAUAACUGGUCCAGAGAUGCACAUGAACCACUAUUAACCAAAGGUUGUUAGCCUUUCCCGCAAUAUGUGCUAAUAGAGCAUGGGAGGGCUUUAGAUACAGAUUGCAGUGUCUAUGUAAAAUGACUGUGCCAGAAACACUUUUCUCAAGUACACAAAUCAGACUAAGUGGCCAGUGCAUGAAACAUGUGCAGUACUGUACGUAAUGUGUAAAACCAUAAUUUUAUAUAUAUAAAAAAUAAUUCACAAAGUGGAGUUUGCUAUUAGCAUGAAGCGCACAUGUUCACAUUUGCGAAGAGUACGCUUGGGGCAUUGGUGUAUGUGGGACAGGGCAGAAAUGCAGCGGAACUGUGUGUCUAGGGGAUUUAGGGCUUUAUAUCUUUCAUCUACUGCUUGUUUUUCUUCCAGCUCAUGCCACCCAGUAGAAACACCUCAUAUAAACACUGCUGUCAUUGUCUGGAAUGCUGUGAACUGUUGUUCUGCAUUGUAAUUUGUGUCACUAACUGAAUAAUUUUGCAUAUUGAUUUCUCGCUGUCCUCUCUUUGGGCUUCUGUUUGUGCCCUUUUUAUGAGAAGUAAUUUGUUUUUAUCAUUACACUUCCAUUUUUCUAUUUAUAAAUUUCUGAAAAUUCUAUUUAGAUAAUUUUCAAAUUAUAGGGGGGGAAAUGGAUUCCCCCCUUUUGGGAAAUUAAAAUCUCUUGUUUUUCUUAGUUGUGGUGCAAAAAAAAAAAAAAAAAAAAAAAAAGUGACUGACUGUAUAAAACAGCAACUUCAAGCAGAAGUUAACCAGUCGCAUUGGCAGUGGUCUAAACUAACGCGCAAGUGAUUAUCUCCUGUCUGGCAGCUGAAGUGGCAGCCUUCAAGACUGGACAGAACUGGGCUGAGCAGAAUCUGGUUGAACCAGGAACCUUUUAGGACUUGUUAAAAGAAUACCACUUAAUUGUGAAACCACAACUCCACCAGUCAAACGCAAUUACAGAAUUUGUGAGUUGGUGCAAACCAAGAUGCCUAUCUUAAAACAGCUGGUAUCCGGGUCUCAGACCAAACGGCGCUCCCGUAUGGACCUUACUACCGAGAUGAUCAGCGCCCCCUUAGGUGACUUUCGACACACCAUGCAUGUAGGGCGCAGUGGGGAAGCUUUCGGGGACACCUCUUUCCUCAGCACUCGAUCCGGAGAGCCAUCCCAAGAGGGACACACCUAUCCUCGCUCCCCCAAACCGGGACUGCUGUCUCGUACCUUCCGGAGCAGCAAGCGCUCUCAGUCCGUCACCAGAGUAGACCAGCGAGACAACACCUUCCUUCCACCCAGUGGGUCACCUACCUUUGUGAAGAAUGCCAUGUCCUUGCCUUUUUUGAACAAUGAAGAAGGACAGGAAGGAGACAGUAGGGUGCUCAAGAGCUUGACUUCUAGCUCCUCAAAUGGGGCCUCUGCUAACGCAUUGGACCUGGAGCUCCAUGAGAAGCAUUUCGGGGUGUUGACGGACCUGCGGCCUUCCCCAUCCUACUACAACGGGGGAGGAAUGAAGAAGGCUGAAUCUGUAAUGUCAUUCCAUGUUGACCUUGGGCCCUCGAUGCUGGGGGAAAUCCUGGGGGUCAUGGAGAAGGAAGAUGAUGAUCAGGGGUUUGAGGAAGGCAAGAGCAGUGAGGGGCAUGCUUCUCCUCUUCCCUGCAACCAGGGAGGUGUGGAAAUGGAUGAGGAAAUGAGGGAGGUUGUUGAGAAGGAAGAGGAACCAGAGGGAUUAGUAGCUCACGACGAGGGUCCCAUGAGGGCUCCCAGCUCUGUCGACUUGGAAAUCCAGAGCGAAGGCACCAGCACCCCAGAACCACACCACAAACAUCUGCAUCACCUCGACAGCUGCUCAGUUUCCAGCUCAGGUUCAGCCGCCAUGGAGGAGAAACCAACCAGUGAGCCUUACGAGGAAGAUAUUGGGGUUACCGACAACACCUGCAACCCAGACAAUGAACCAGCCUUCUCCUCCUUCAUGGAAGAUGAGGAUGAUGAGAUCCGAGUAUGAAACCCUACAAUCAGUAAACCUUUCUGCGGAUGGAGAGAUAAAUAUCCAGAACUUGGCAUUGUGUAAAGAGGAGAAAUGCGAAGACAUAAGCACGUCAAAGCUGGACAGAUGCCUCAGGUUCCUGUGUCCCUGUAGAGAUAAGUUGAGGAGACUGCUUUAGCUCAGACACCAAAGCCAUCUGUCACACUACUGACCCAUGCUAAAGAUGAACCGCUAGAUGUGUUUACAUUCUCAGACCGAAUAUCAGUUCAAAAGGGACCUGCUACAAGUUCCACUGAUAGCUUUGCCGAAGGAAGGGUGUCCGGGGAUACAUACGUGACCAAAACUUUAAACUUCACUUGCUCAAGCAGAUGCCGUUUUAAGCCAUUCUCCCAUAGUCCCAUGCAGGGUUCCCAGAGUCAUAAGCUGGAAAAUCAGGGAUUUUCUAAAAAUGUUAUUUUCAGAAAUUGAAAGGUCAUGAUUUUUUUCUAGUUAUGCUCUGCUCUAAAAUGUUCCAUCUGUGAAAAAUUACAUUUUGUGUUUGCAAUCUCUAUAAAAAAAAGUUUUCAAAAUCCUCAUCCGGUAAUCAUGAGUAGCUAGAACAUCAUGUAAAUUCAUUGGUCAAAAGAUUUGGGAACCCUGCCUAUGACUUGGUGCCUAAAGAUAAUGGUUGUUUUGAUUUGCAGCACUAGUGUAAUAAAGUAAAUUAUAUAAUCUGUGGCCCUGUGCAUAAAGGUACUGUAUAUUUUCAAAGUUAAAAUCAGCACUCUGCUAUUUCCAGAAAAGCAACGUUGUGUGUGGAGUGAGCUUUUAAGUGAUGAUCCAAAAUGCUAAGUUCUGUUUUACCAUACACAUUCUUGGGGUUGUCAAAGCCCUACAAAUAAUUUAUCUCUCGAUUGCAUAUAAUUCAGUCAUCCAUCCGGUUACAUGGCAUCAGUUUGAGAGCUACUGUGGUUCAGAAGCUCAGGAAAUGUCCUUGUAAAGCUGAUUACAAAAACUACAAAAAAAGCUCAAAUGGAGAUGAUUUGAAGGUGGCAGAUGUUUGAGAACUUCUUCAUCCUCCACGAAAUUAUUAUAGUCCACUUUUGGGAAGUAUGGCAACAGGUGUCCCUCCAUCAGAUCUCAUUUUUUCAGUCUGUACAUGUUUUGCAUAGUCGUUGUUUGCUCAGUAUCUUGCAUAUCUCACCACUUCCUUCCUGCUCUUCAUGGCGUGUGAGGGGAACUACUGCUGUUUAUUGCUGGAUUUUUUUUUUUUUUUUUUUUCAGUUUGGUUGUUGCUGUCAUCGAAACAUUAAACCAUUGGUUAAACAAUAUGUGCUAUGUCAAGCAAAACUAAGAAGUCAGUUGUGUUAUGUCAUGUCUUCUAGUAAACAUGAACAUGUCAGUUGAAUUAAUUGUGCUAACUCACCUUAGCAAAUUAUGGCAAUGGUAUUGCUCUUUAGGAAAUUCACUGGGACGCUUUAAUACACUGUUAAUACACAGAGACACUAAUUGAUUCCGUUUGAUUCAUAGACAUUUUCAUUGUGUACAUAUAGGUCUACAUAUUGCAGAUGACCUUGAGUAAACUAAAAUGAGGCCUUUAUUACUGCAGACCUUUAUGUGUGAAUUAACUGCAGUAGUCUGCAAGCUCACUGUCUCUGAAUUAAAAAUCAGCCAGUCUUGUGAAGUCUUGCAACAUUAGGACUACAGCAGUAAGACGAGAUUUACAGGGAAUCCUCAGCUGCUUCACACUUGGGGUCAUGUCAGCCUUAAGCAGAAAAGUGCCAAAUCUAAUCUAGCAUGUACUGCCUAGUAAGCCUGACUUUUGAGUAUCAUUUAACAUGAAUGAAUUAGGCUUUGCCUUAAUCUGCUAUUUCAGAUAUGGUCCAAACAAUCCAUCUUAGUUUGAUUACUGUGGACAGAAAUGCUAAGCAAGAAUUUACCCAAUUUGCUUCAAGAUGAACCUCAGGGAGAAAAAAACACAUGAGGUUAGCGAUUCAGAUUUAUUUGCAUAGCCUUGUGCUAGCAGUCAAUUUCAAAUUUGGGAAGAUAAGAGAGAAGUCUGUUUAUAUCUGAAACUGUGUGGCUGUGUGUGAGGUGGAUUUAGCGAAGUUUAUCUUCGUUUUUUCCCUUUUUUGUGAUAAUAGUGCUCUUUGUCUCGCUUUGCUACAGUUUCUCUGUUGUAUAUAUUCAUGCUUGCCAGCCUUUUCAAAAGGCUAUAACUAUAUUUUUUAAAUAAACGUUGUCCACAAAUGUUCUUUUCUUCAUUUAAUAUUUUUUUUCCCCCUGUAAGAUUAUUAUUUCAUUAUAGUUUUGUAUUGUGCAAGUGGCUUAAAUUUGAUUUUAUCAUUUAGAAAAUACAAACAUGAAGUCAUUUGGUUCAUGAGACUGACAAUAAAAAAGCCUUUUGAUUGUG